Messenger RNA from Boleophthalmus pectinirostris (great blue-spotted mudskipper), 4608 nucleotides. RefSeq names its product zinc finger protein 827 (gene znf827). Gene Ontology annotation, cellular component: nucleus. The transcript has 14 exons. NCBI's taxonomy places the organism in Eukaryota, Metazoa, Chordata, Actinopteri, Gobiiformes, Gobiidae. The coding region runs from base 220 to 4608 and encodes 1462 amino acids. The record is from RefSeq and is a predicted model, not a curated record. Gene Ontology annotation, biological process: regulation of gene expression.
CACACUUGCACCGAGAGCAGCCAUAGUCAAGACACGGCAACAACAACAGCGGCGCCUCCUCCGCUCUGUGCCCAUUCCCCAACAAUACACUUUAAACCGAGCAAAGCCAGGUGCACGACCAAGUCCCUGCCAUCACGGGCGCCUCCAGUCUCAAUGGGAAAAACCUUUUUUCUUCUUAUCCCUAAACAAGGACGAGAAUGUGAUUAAAAACGGGGGAAAAUGCCAAGGAGGAAGCAGGAGCAACCCAAGCGCCUGCCUUCACAUUUGGACGGUCAUGAAGAGGGAGGGCCGGACAGUGGUCCCGUGGAGGAGGAGGGCUGGUUUGGGAAUGCCUCUGACACUCGCUCUGAGUCGUCGUAUGGAGACACUCAGGACGAGGUGCUGUGUGCCCGGGGCUCGUCUCCAGAGGAGGGGCCCGGAGCCAGCGCUGGCUCCACAGACCACGACACCUGUGGAGCAGACAGCUCUCUGGGCAGCUCCACGCCAGUGCACCGCGCCUCUCUGGAGCUGCUGGGGCUGGACGGAGGCGUGUUCUCUGCCCAGGACACUCUGUCGUCUGUGGUGUCGUCUCUGUACGGAGAGGCGGCAUCGCGAGCUCUGGGCAAACCUCUCAGCAGUAACCUGCGGCGCCUCCUAGAGGCCGGCUCGCUCAAACUGGACUCUUCUGAUUUACUGGGGCGCACCUCUCGAGGGGAGUCUCCUCCCAUCGGCCUGGCCCCACCCCUCACCCUGUCCCCCUCCUCACACCACGCCCAGCAGCUAAGUGCUCUUGCCCGAAAACUUGCAAAUAACAACAGUGGCUCAGCGUCGCCCGCCUCCUUGGCACCCUCAGUUACCAACAUCAAGCAGGAGCCCUUGGACCCUUUUAACUCCCCCAGCAAUGGCGGUGGCUUUGUUUGGGCAGGGGUCACCGAUAAGUGGCCCCCAGCCAGCUGCUCCACGCCCUGUGGCUCCAGCCUGUCUCCGGACUCCGCCAUACAGAAGCUCAAAGCGGCAGCCAACGCUGUUCUGCAGGACAAGAGCGCUGUGGCCUCCUCCACCUCCUCCUCCUCUUCAUCCACCUCCUCUGUGGUGCCCGCUCUGGGGAGCGCGGGGAGAACAGAUGACAUGGUACGCUUCGAUGCCUUCAACUCUCCCUUCAGCCCUCAGUCGGCCAGCUCCACUCUCGCCGCACUUUCCAAGAAAGUCAGCGAGCGAAACCAGGCCUCCACGACCAGUGCUGCCUCUGAGCACCAGUCCCCAGCCAGCUCCUUCCUCUCUCUGGUGUCCAUGACCUCCUCUGCUGCCCUGCUCAAAGAGGUGGCAGCCAGAGCAGCGGGAAACCUGCUCGUAGAGAAGAAGGACGGCUCCCCCUUAAGCACGUCCACAGUCCUCCAAGAGGACGUCAAGCCCCUGCUGGAGAAAAACCAGAAGGCACCUACGCCAACUACACCCACCGCAGGCCUCGAGCUGCUGCUGCCCUCCACCCCCAAGGGCAGGGCCAAGCCCAACAGCCAAGCAGGCUCUCCGGAGGAUGGUGGCAAACCGUUCCAGUGUCCGGUGUGUGGUCUGGUCAUCAAGCGCAAGAGCUACUGGAAGAGACACAUGGUUAUCCACACAGGCUUGAAAAGCCACCAGUGUCCCCUGUGCCCCUUCCGCUGCGCUCGCAAAGACAAUCUCAAGUCCCACAUGAAGGUCCAUCAGCACCAGGACCGAGGGGAGACGUUUCAGUGUGAACUUUGCCCCUUCACCUCGUCCAGACACUUCAGCCUGAAGCUCCACAUGCGCUGCCACCAGCACUUCCCCCGCACAGACGUGAAGGUGAAGGAGGAGCUGACCACGGACACGGAGGGGGAGGGCUCCCAGAUGGGUGACAGCACCCCGGGGGAGCUGAGGGGGAGCGAGGCCUCCCCACUGCGCGUCGACACCCACACUCACCCCUCCCCUCCUCUGGAGACCUCCUCCAAUCAUCUCCACAUCAAGGAGGAGCCCCAGGAGCGUGACCUGUCUGUGCUGUCUCCCUUCAGCCUGUGCCGAGAGCGUCCGGGCAGCAGCGCCAACUCCCUGGACCUGCCUGGAGUCACUGUGGGGGUCCGCUCCAGCCCCAACGCCCCGAACACCGCCUCCAUCUUCAGCCCAGACAUCAGCACCAAGACGGCCACCGACCUGCUUAUAAAGCUCUCAGCGGCCAAUCAGAGAGAGUCCAUGAAGUCUCCAUUCCACCUGAAGGAGGAGCCCAAAGUGGAGGAAGCCCUGAGCCCCAGACCUGCCUCCCAGUCCCAGGUCCAGACGGGGUUUCCCAGCCCCUUCUGCCAGGACGGGCCCCUGGGUGCCACCGCCACCCCGGAGCGCCAGGGCAGCCUCAAACCGCGAGAAGACAGCCCCAUGUCCAAGAACAACCUGCUCAGUCAUGACAUCAGCGUGAAGGUGGCGUCAGAACUCCUCAUCAAGCUCUCAGAAAACAACAAAGACUCCCAGUACCAGAAGGUGGCGGUGAAGGCGGAGCCCAUGGAGGUGGACCCGCCGCCCACAGAGCUGACCCCUCCCGCGCCCCACCUGCUGCCCUUCACCGCUUUGGGGGCGAGCGACAAGACCAACGAGCCAAUGAGCAACCUCCCCAAGACGCUGGCCCGCCCCCAAAAGGACCUCUUCUCCCAGGACAUAUCGGUCAAAAUGGCGUCCGAGCUCCUGUUCAAACUGUCAGAAAAAGUCAGCAAGGCCAACAACCAUAAAGACGGAAACAUGGUGGGGAAAAACAGUCCUUUUCUGGACGAGUGCUUCAGACAAUCACCCUUUAACUCGCGCUCCAAGAGCUCGUCCCCCGCAGAGGCCAGCUCCUCCAACCGGCCCGACCUGCACGACUCUGAAAAGGACAACGGGGAGCCUGGCAACGGGAUCGCCCAGUGGAGACUGAAUGAGCAGCUCUUCCCAUGUCCAGUCUGUGGGAAAGUGUUUGGACGACAGCAGACCCUCUCCAGACACCUCUCCUUACACACAGAGGAGAGGAAGUACAAGUGUCACCUCUGUCCUUACGCCGCCAAGUGCAGGGCUAACCUCAAUCAGCACCUGACCAUCCACUCUGUCAAACUGGUCAGCACGGACGCCGAGCAGAUCGUCACCGCAGUAACGGCCGACUCCACCGAGCGCAAGAACUGCCCCUACUACUACAGCUGCCAUGUGUGCGGUUUCCAGACGGAGCUGAACGCCCAGUUUGUGAGCCACAUGUCUCUCCAUGUGGACCGCGAGCAGUGGAUGUUCUCCCUUUGCUGCAGCUCCUGUGACUUCGUGUGCAUGGACGAGGGAGACAUGAAGGGACACAUCAGCACCGGGCACGCAGUCCUAAACUCCAGAAGUCCCCUCAGUGAGACCAAGAGCACCUCCUCGUCCCUGUCAGCCCUCAGCGACUCCCUGAACAGCUCAGAGGGCGGAGACCACAGCAGCGAAGAGCUCAAGAGCCUGCUGGCCCCGCCCACCCCCGCCGGCAGCCAAUCGAGCUCCGGCAGCCACUCGGGAUCAGGAGCAGAGGAUAAAAAUGAAAAAGGCCUGGAGUGUGUCUUCUGUAACUUUGUGUGUAAGACGCGCAGCAUGUACGAGAGGCACCUCCAGAUCCACCUCAUCACCCGAAUGUUCGAAUGCGACGUCUGCCACAAGUUUCUCAAGACGCCAGAGCAGCUGCUGGAGCAUAAGAAGUGCCACACCGUCCCCUCCGGAGGGCUCAAGUGCCCUUUCUGCAUCUACUCCACCAACCGUCCGGCGGCCAUGGAGUGCCACCUCAAGACGCACUGUAAGAUGGAGUAUCGCUGCCGCAUCUGCCAAGGACUGUGGCCAGACCAGGCCGCGCUGGAGGGCCACAUGCGCGCCCAUCGCCUGGGCAACCACUACAAGUGUGAGCAGUGCGGAUACCUGUCCAAGACGGCCAACAAGCUGAUCGAGCACGUGCGCGUGCACACGGGGGAGCGGCCCUACCACUGUGACCGCUGCUCCUACAGCUGCAAGCGCAAAGACAACCUGAACCUGCACAAGAAGCUCAAACACGCGCCGCGCCACCCGCUGGCACGCUGCCACGACUGCCCCCUCACCACCCCGCACCCCUUCGUCUACAGCCGCCACGUCAAGAAACGCCAGCGCGCGGCGGAGGAGGACGAGGAGGAGGAGAGGGAGGAGAGGGCGUCUCCGGCCACAUCGCACUUCCUGUUGGGAGCAGGAAGCAGCGGGGGCAGCAGCAGCAGCAGCCCGCUCAUGAACCUGAGUGCCUCCCAGGCUCUGCAGUCUGUGGCCCUGUCCCUCACUUUAGGCAAGUCCCUCAGACCCAUGGACCCCCCCAUGGACCCCCCCAGUGCUAACGGCCCCCCCUUCUGCUCCCCCCUAGAGCACUACACAAACUGUGAGCGCCCCCUCAUCCCCCUCACCACCCUCUACACAUUCCAGCGGCCCGGCCCCUCCCCCCGGCCCGGCCCCUCCCCCCGCUCGCCUCCUCCUCCUCCCACAAACACUCCUUCCUGGCUUACCUGGGACUCACCGAGAGGGCCAAGACUGUGUGACUCGAGAGCGCCCCCUCACUCCGACUGUGGGCGCUCGCUCUUUUCCAAUCAGACCAGCAGAAUAAGCUGGAGCAGACUCACAUAUUGA